Aphanomyces invadans is the source of this 480-nucleotide messenger RNA. RefSeq lists its product as hypothetical. The record is from RefSeq and is a predicted model, not a curated record. Lineage: Eukaryota; Oomycota; Saprolegniomycetes; Saprolegniales; Verrucalvaceae. The transcript has 2 exons. The coding region runs from base 1 to 480 and encodes 159 amino acids.
AUGCGCCAAGUGUUCGCGCAGCUGCCGUCGUACAACCCGUUCGUCGGGUCGUUCCACCACGCCCCAAGCGCGGGCAACCGCGGCGCGGCCUAUUUUGCAGGCGACAUUGUGUUUGCGCCCGAGCUCGAAAUGCGAAAGAAACUCCGCCAGAACCCGUUCGCAGGCACGUUUCACGCCCUCCCGGGGUACUACGACCCGCUCCAUGGCCUCAAGAACUUUCGCAAGACUCUCAAACAAACGACGGAGACAUACGUCGAAGUCGUCGACCUCGACGUACGCCACUCCGAGUCGUCGGUGUACUUGAUCACAAAGGCGAGGGCGGCACCACCUCACCGGGCUCGUUCUCGAAGCGAGUCGGACCUCUCUGCCAUCGUCAAGCAGGUUGCGAAACCCAAGACGACCUCGAAGCCAUCAGAUGAAAAGUUUACCGUUUGCUGCAUGACGAGGGAGCGGAACAUCGUGCGUUCGCUUGUGCUGUAA